UCGAUUUGCGUAACACGCUGUUCGAGCGGAAUACAAGACAGACACGCAGUGAGUCAGCGGGUUAGUCCCGAGGCCAGCAACAAUUAUAGAAAACCGCGGAAUAUAUUUUCCGGGAACUGUUAAACAAAUAACACGCGAGCUCGGUGUCGGAAAUCGACUACCCAGCCAGUACCCGUUCAACUUUCUUACCGUCGAGGUCCCGAGAUCGAGAGUAUCGCGAAGUUUCGAGCAUUCCGGGAUAGAUCUGCGCGCCCAGCGAGUGGUCGCGGUUGGAACAGCCCCCUGCGAGGGGUUCAGCGGUCGCGAGAAGGACACGACAGGUUGCGCGAGAAGGUGACCCCUGCGAUUGCCCGGUGCACGUUGGGAAGGAAAUGGGAAGGAAUGGCCGCGCUAAAGCAUCGGGUGGUGACCGAGAUCCAGGCAAUUGACGGAAAACGAGUGGCGGAGUGACGGCGGCGGUGGUCGUCGGCGGUGUGUCGAAGGGUGCAGCUAGGUCGGUAGGUACCUAGCAGAUACGCGUAGGUAGGGCAGAGAGCGGCGCAGGUAGGGCCUGGCGUGGACGCGCUGGGUUCUGUGGUGGUUGAUAUCGACCCGCGUCGUAGAGGGUCGGAGCUGUUGGGGGUCGUAUGGCGCAAGCCUGGACGGGAACGAGGGCGAGGAGGUGAACGGAGACGGUGGAGGCGGCGAGGAGCGGAUGGAGAGAGUGGCGCUCCGCUUCCCUCCGAGUAGAGAAGAAAGAGCAGCGGCAGUAGUAACCCGGCCAGUACCCCGCGCGCGGGUGCAGCUGCAUCCUAAAAGCCGUGUGUGUGAGAGUGCGUGAGAGUGCUACCGAGGCGUGUGUGUCCUGCUGGCGAGCAACGAUCGCCGGGAAGGUCGAGUCCGAGGUGACAGGGCCUGGACUGGGUGUCAGCAUCCGUUGCGAAGCGUGUGCUCGCGUAAGGGGCUCGCCGAGGGUGAGACCGUUCGGAGGGUUGGGUGUGCAGGUUCGUGGCGAAGCGAAGAGGAACGAGUGGAGGACAGGAGCGAACGGUGGAUCGCUCGGUGGACGAUAUUCCUCGGACGCAUCAUCGUCAGCAGGCUAGCGCGACCGAGUUUCCAUGCGUGUAACGCGCGCCUUAGCCGAAGGUAUGUGAAACGGGGAGAGGCGGAGAGAAAGAGAGAGCGAGAGAGAACGGCGCCAUGUUACGGAGACAAGAGACCUCGAACGAGGAUUCCUACCUGAGCGCGGGCAGGCCGUCGAACCUGCUGCGGACGAGCUUCAGCAGCGCCAAGCUAGAGACGCUCUAUCGCGCCUCCUCCCUUCGCCAGAGACGCGGUGGUCUCGAGUACUUCCUGAUCUCGGUGCUGUUGUAUGGUAUCCAGACAUUAGUCGUGCCGGUGCAGGAUCUACCGGCUCGGGGCUUCACCGCUGUCUUCCUGGGCUUGAACCUAGGCCUGCUGGCCUGGAUCGAGCACAACCAGAGGGCAAAGGACGCGUUCUGGUCGGUGGUCCCUCACGUGGCCUGGCAGUUGACCAUCGCACAUCUACUUGGUCAGCUGUACUUCAAGACCACCGAUGUCACGCCUGGGGACGCGCUCGGAUGGCUAUUGCUCAUGCUCUACCUGCUCUUCGCCACGCUACCCCUCAGGCUCUCACUCUGCGUCCUGCUCGCCAUCGCCACUACCGUCGUCUACAUCCUCACCGUCGUAGGACUAUCCAAGGCACCCUCGCAGAUACCCAUCGAUAUCUUGGUGCUGACAGUGACGCUGUGCUUGGGCGCCAUGCUUCUUGGCGCUUCUAGUUACUCCAUAACGGAGUUCCAGCAGCGUAGGACCUUCCUGGAGACCAGACAGAGUCUAGAGGUGCAACUGGUGAUCGAGGAGCAAAGCGCGGAGCAGGAGAGGCUGCUGCUCAGCGUGCUUCCGAAACACGUGGCUGUGAAGAUGCGACAGGACCUCGGCGCCACCCUUAACACCCAGUUCAAGAAGAUCUACAUGUCCAGGCACGAGAACGUGUCGAUCCUCUACGCGGACAUCGUCGGAUUCACCGCCAUCUCGUCCACCUACAGCGCCAGCGAGCUGGUGAAGAUCCUCAACGAGCUGUUCGCAAAAUUCGACGAACUCAGCGAGAGGUACGAGCAGCUGCGGAUCAAGAUCCUAGGUGACUGCUACUACUGCAUCAGCGGUGCUCCCGAGGAGAGACCAGACCACGCAGUGCUGUGCGUGUACAUGGGUUUAUCCAUGGUCGACGCCAUCAAGUACGUGCAACAAACGACCAAUAGCCCCGUGGACAUGAGAGUAGGCAUACACACCGGCGCAGUGUUGGCCGGUGUCCUGGGUCAGAGACAAUGGCAGUUCGAUGUCUACAGCAAGGACGUAGAACUGGCGAACAAGAUGGAGAGCAGCGGGAUGGCUGGGAGGGUGCACAUCUCGAACGCGACGCUGAGCUUCCUGAACGGCGAGUUCGAGGUCGAGCCAGCCCACGGCGAGGACAGAGAAGAGGCACUCCAGGAGGCGGGCAUAGUCACUUACUUCAUAGUCCGGGCGUUGAAGCCCUUCAAGCCGGUUGCCGGCAAGUCCAUGGCCUCGCUCAAGGACGCGGAGAACACCAGGAAGAUGAUGGAGAAUAAUAGAGAAGGGAAGAACAACAAAGAGGACUCGGAGGAGUUCAGGAAGAGGCUGAGGAAGGAGCUCGACAGCAAAACUGGGGAGGCAUACCUGAAAGUACACGCACACUGGCUAUCCCUGCGAUUCAAGGACUCGAAGCUGGAAUCCGCGUUUCACAACGCCGAAGAAGCAUUCUCCCCUUUGUCAUUACUCGGCGGGCCAUUGGUGAUGAUCUGUGCUGCUCCAGUUUGGAGGUUUCAACCCUGGGGACCUUUCACGUGGGGUGGUAUCGGGGUAGUGGUUCUAUUCGCAGUGGUUCUCGCCGCUGCCACGUGUCUGGGCAGCGCCAUCAAGGCUAUGUGGCUCAGAAGAGCCCUAGCUUUACUCAUGACAUUCUCCCUCGGUGAUUUUCUCCUCCUCGACAUGUUCAACUGUGUAGUGAUCGAGGAAACCAUUCCACCCCUGAACGCCAAUUUAACCCUGUCGUCGAGGUGUCCUUAUCCUUCUUACUACACGUACAUCGGGGUGCUGACGCUGGUGGCGACCUCGAUGCCGACCUACAUAUGCUACCUGGGCAAAGCGUACCUGAUGUACGGCAUCGCAGCUGUCCACUAUUUCAUCAACAUCUGGCUCCUGGGGCCCAGACUCGACUGGGAGAAGUACGUCUCCACUCCCAUCGAGCCGGAAGCAGUCCGGUCCAAGUACUCCCUAUCCGUCUCUCUGUUCGUCGUGGCCACCUCGCUGGUCUUCGUGUCCAGAUACGCAGAGAAGUCGAGGAGGAUGCUGUACCUGCGUGGCAGACAGGUGGUGGAGCAGAGGGAAAGGGCGGCAGACAUAAAGCGAAGGAACGGCACCCUCAUCAUCAACAUCCUUCCACCACACGUGGCUGCCUAUUUCCUGUCAAGGGCGAGACACCACGAUGACCUGUACAGCCAGAGCUACGCGGAAGUGGGCGUUCUCUUCGCCAGUAUGCCAAACUUCGCCGAUUUUUACAGCGAGGAGAGCAUCAAUAACCAGGGCCUCGAGUGUCUCAGGUUUUUGAACGAACUCAUUUCCGAUUUCGAUGCGAUCCUGGACCAGAGUAAAUUCAAGGACAUCAUCAAGAUCAAGACGAUAGGCUCGACGUACAUGGCAGCGUCUGGUAUCACGGAGUCGGCCGAAUGCGAGGACGCCCCUCGAUGGGGCCACUUGUCCACACUCGUCGAGUUCGCUCUAGAGUUGAAGAAAGCGUUGUCGAGUAUCAACGAGCAGAGUUUCAACCACUUUGUCCUGAAAAUGGGCAUCAAUCACGGCCCCGUGACCGCAGGGGUGAUCGGUGCCAGGAAACCUCACUACGACAUCUGGGGGAACACCGUGAACGUCGCGUCUAGGAUGGAGAGUACUGGGAAAGUAGGCUGCAUCCAGGUCACAGACGAGACCCGAAAAAUCCUGGAGCCAUUCGGCUACGGCUUCGAACAACGCGGCCUGGUGUUCGUCAAGGGCAAAGGUCAGCUACUCACGCACUACCUAGUGUCCAAGGAUGGCGUGUCCUUGAACCUGGACAGCGACCUGCCGGUCGAGCCGACCCAUCCGAUCAUCUAUCAGUAGGCUAAUACUCGAAGGCUCUAAAACUUCAACGCAAACUCAUCCUCGACCACGAAGGAACCUUUCGUUCUCUCGAUAACCCUCGAGCAGGCUGUUCGAGAUGAACGAAAGAGGAGAUUACCGAGGAGACGAGGCCUCGAUACUCGAAAUCUCGGGCUCGAUUGUGGAACAGGGAAAAUUUCGCGAACCUGACAGAGUUCUCCUGCCUCGAGCGAAGGAUGAACGAGGUCGAAGAAGACACAGAGAUCGAGAAUCUUUGAAAGGAGAAAAACCGAGGACAGAGCUGGGCCAAACGGGAUUUUAUUCGACACGGUUUUUGUUCUUCCUUGAAAAGAAGUUCCUCCUGAAAAAUCAUCCUACGACGAACUUGGUCGCGUUGCGAAUCGUCGAGCUUGUCGUACGAAAGAAUUCUGUCGCUCGAGAGACGCCCAGAGCUGGUCCAAGGUGUCUAAAGAAGGUCAGCCACUAGAGAAAAAUUCUUACCGCUGUCACAACCGUGGUCUACUGCUGAUAUCGAUUAUCGUUCGUUGGAGAUGAAGAACAGGGUACAAAUCGAAGAAACAAUUUCAGUCGCCGAGUUAAUAGACCAAAAUGACUCGAGUACGUACAACGCACACGACUUAACAAUGGCAGGGAACGAGGUUGGGAUUUAAUCCUUUCGUCAGCAGUCAUUCGAGACCUGAUGUAACUCAAGCUUUCAAACAAGCUUCGAUCAAAUCGUUCAGAUAUUAUAAGCGUAGAACGAAUAAAAAUUCGUAUUAGCGUGGUGAUUUUUAACCAUAUUAACUGAUCCAAAUUCUAAAGCCAAGAUGUCGAUAUUGCUUUUUUAUAACAGGUUCCUUUUUCUAACGACGCUCAUAGCUCGUUAGUGCGAUACGAAAGGAUUAACGAAACGAAUGGAGUGGGGGAGUAACGAUGAGAUAGAGAGAGAGAAAGAGAGAGAGAGAGAGAACAGUGGGUGUGACUAAGAAAACGAGAAAGCACGGCCUAAGCGCGAUGACAGUGGUCAGACCUGGCAGAAGUAGCGAUAGAGAAAACGAAAUGGAGGAUCGAAGCAAACCCUUCCGAAAGAUACUCCAAACAUUUCCGAAACUUCCUCAUUUAUAUUUUGAAAUCGCAAAGAGUCAUUUCUCAGGCUACCUUAAGUUGCAUCUACAUUGAAAAGUGUCAAACACGGUAUCAAAUUAGGGAUCGUCCUAUGCCACGAUGGAAAGACGUCUUUCCUUUCGAUGAACUCUCAGAAUCGCACAAAAAUGAAACGAAAAGGGCGAUCACUGAAUCUCGAAUUAUUUCCACUGUUCGCGUACUUCCAGUUGAUAUCUGCGCUUCACACAGUCCACACGCUACAUCUCUCUGCGUACAUACACACAUACACGAAACACAGGCACAGAAAGGGGGAUAGAGAAUGCGGGAAACGGGAGGGGGACACACCCGACUAAAAGGCGGUAUUGUAAAGUAGCAAUAAAGGAAAUUUUGUGUAUAUAUAUAUAAAGAGAGAAGACGGGUCGAUGGAACAAAACGGAAGUAACGAACGACCCGGCUGAAUGCGUGUAUAGCCGUGUAAGAAGAAUUAUAUCACUGUAGAUAUAUUAGCACCAUAGAUGUGAGACUUCGAAGAGGGAACACUCGUUGUAAACUUUCAAAGUAUACUUCUUCAGACUGGGGAUACGCCGGGGACUCGUGCGAGUCGAAUGGAAU
This is a messenger RNA of Eufriesea mexicana, 5868 nucleotides long. It is a transcript of the gene Ac3, whose product is annotated as adenylate cyclase 3. The record is from RefSeq and is a predicted model, not a curated record. The coding region runs from base 1180 to 4173 and encodes 997 amino acids. Lineage: Eukaryota; Metazoa; Arthropoda; Insecta; Hymenoptera; Apidae. Gene Ontology annotation, biological process: adenylate cyclase-activating G protein-coupled receptor signaling pathway; intracellular signal transduction; cAMP biosynthetic process. Gene Ontology annotation, molecular function: adenylate cyclase activity. The transcript is spliced from 10 exons. Gene Ontology annotation, cellular component: plasma membrane.